Molecule: messenger RNA, 821 nt
Organism: Olea europaea var. sylvestris
Lineage: Eukaryota; Viridiplantae; Streptophyta; Magnoliopsida; Lamiales; Oleaceae
Product: heavy metal-associated isoprenylated plant protein 39-like
Exons: 3
Coding region: 149-589 (146 amino acids)
Molecular function (GO): metal ion binding
Source: RefSeq, a predicted model, not a curated record
UCAGUUGAGCAAGUUCAUUAGACAGUCCAUCUUUUAAAAAAAUUAUUGGAUUUAUCUCCUGAAUAUUCUUAUUCGUUUUCCUCUUUUUAUUAAGCCAGCUCUUUUCAGCAACUUUUUAACUCAGAUCUCGAAGUUUCAGAAAACAAGGAUGAAGAAAGUUGUGUUGAAAUUGGAGAUUGCUGAUGAAAAAAUAAAGCAAAAGGCAAUGAAAACAGUAUCUGGCCUCUCUGGGGUUGAAUCAAUUGCAAUGGAUCCGAAGGAUAAGAAACUGACAAUAACCGGUGACAUCGAUCCGGUUAAGGUGGUGGCUAAACUGAGGAAGCUCUGUGGUACAGAAAUUGUUUCGGUCGGACCGGCAAAAGAGCCUGAGAAGAAAAAGGAAGAGCCCAAAAAAGAAGAAGGCAAGAAAGAUGAUGGGAAGAAAGGAGAUGACAAGAAAAAAGAUGGUCCAAAACAAGAAAUUGUUCAUCUGCCAACGGCUUAUCAUCCAUAUUAUCAUAACCAACAACCUUAUUAUCAUCAAUAUCCACCACCUGCUUAUUAUGGUAGAAGUGUGGAGGAGGAUCCGAAUUCAUGUGUUAUUUGCUAAAAUAAAAACUAGGAUUUGAUCCUCAUUAGUGAGUUUUCUUGGAUGUUUGUGUGGGAACUUUUGAUCUUUGUUAAAUGAACUCUUAUCUAGUUUUUUGUUUUUUCUCUUGAGAUGGUGUAAGAAUUAUAUAUUCUCCUAGUAGCAAAAAAAUUGAGCUCAAUUUUAUUCGAGGUUUGUGCAGAUGUAAGCAUGUCAACUUUUGAUAUACAUGAUCCAGUCGAUCACGAGAGUA